CAAGCAAGGUAUUAAAAAUAUGAAAAAACCUGAAGGAAUUCAUAUCAGAUCGUGUAAACAUGUAACAGAUUCAUAGCUAGAAACUCAACAACAAUAUUCAAGAACAUGAUCUUCCUCUAUUGCUCUUUCAAGGAAACUAGCAAUUCAACCGACCAUCUUCACAAGAAAAAACAGUAAGAGACCAAAAUAUUAUGAGCCGGAUUAUUCAAUAUCACCUUCUUCAUCAUCAUCUGCACGGUUGUGCUCACCUUAACUGCAAACCUGUACUGGGGCCAUAAUGAUGAUGAUCUGAGCUGCACCGAAAUUCAAUAAGCGGCAGAGGAAAAAGGGAUUGCAGAUAAGUCUCUUAUUGGCUUUUUUAUACUAGAAGUCUUCCGCUGAGAUAAUAAAAAUUGUCGAUAUAAAACAGUAUGGCCAGCCAUGUUCUGUUUUUGUCCUGUUUUUUAAUUAACAUAUGUUAUCCUGCUGACUGUUAAUGCCUGUAAGCAAGCUACACGUCAAGAAGAUAGCCAUACGUACAAGGCAUUAUGGAAAAUAAUAAUUAAUAUUUCGAAGUUUCUUGGUGCUAUAUGAAUAAACAUAUAAUUUUCAUAUUUAAUUAUUUUUUGGCUAAAAAAUUGGCCAUACAGAAGUGUUAUGGCUGAACUGAAGUGAAGGAAACAACCGUUUGCACGUGCAGAUACAGAAGAAGUUGAGGUGAGUUGAAUUCAAGAGGACAACCUUCAGAAUUUGUUUCUUUCUCGUGUUCCUGUGAUAACGGAUAAAGCCACGUGAAUAAUAAUAAUGUUGAGUUAUGGCUUUCGUAUUUCACUCCGUAUACGGGAGGCUAAUUGUCGUCAAAAUCAAGGGUUAGGGUUUUGUACUUCCAAAUUCUUUCAACUCACCUCUUUUAUGGUGAGACCUCUUUCUGUCGCUAUUAUUGGAGAAAAUUAUAAUCAGAGAUUGCGGCGGAGAUUGGUUUCUUCUUCGAGCCUUCAAAGCAAACCCCCUGGUGGAUUGCCUCUUCUGUCUGAAUGUUUCAGCCGACGAGAAGAUAAAUGUGAGCUUCAUGCUGAAGGAUCAUGCCCCAUGGCAGGAGGGGUAGUAGCAUUGGGCAAGUUUGAUGCCCUUCACAUUGGUCACCGAGAACUUGCAAUUCAAGCAUCAAAAGUUGGAACUCCAUUUCUAUUGUCAUUUGUAGGAAUGGCAGAAGUAUUUGGUUGGGAGUCUAGGCCCCCUAUAGUUGCCAAAUGUGAUCGGAAGCGAGUCCUUUCAUCUUGGGCCACAUACUGUGGAGGUGUAGCUCCAGUGGAGUUCCAGAUAGAAUUUUCAAGUGUUCGACAUCUUUCUCCCCGGCAGUUUGUUGAGAAGUUAUCAAAGGAUUAUGGAGUACAUGGAGUUGUGGCAGGAGAAAACUACCGGUUUGGAUACAAAGCUGCUGGUGAUGCAUCAGAAUUGUUGAGAUUGUGUCAGGAGUAUGGCAUGGAUGCUCACAUUAUCAAUUCUGUAAUGGACAAGAAUCAAAAUUCCAGAGAUAUAGACUCCAGGGAUGUUAAAGAGAGAGGACAGGUUUCAUCUACCCGUGUUCGCCACGCUCUAGCAAUCGGCGACAUGAAAUAUGUGUCUGAGCUUCUUGGUCGUCCACAUCGACUUAUAUCGCUGGUGAAUGAUCAGAAAGAGUUAACUAGUAGUAGCGAUAAAUACAUGUCAUUUCCAAAGUCUUGUUUAUUGAAUCUUCCACCAAAGGAAGGUUUUUAUGAGAAGUGUAGUGUUUUAUUAAGUGAUGAGAAGCCAGUAAGAUGUAGAAUAUUCAUUAACUCUACACAUAUCCAUGUAGAAAUGGAUGAGGCAGGUGUUUGUAGUUUUGAUAAUUCUGAAGACUUAGGGCUGUUGUUGGGCAUCGAAUUUAGUGAGUCAGAAUGUUAAUUUUGAAGCACCUUCCUAAUUUAUACGUAUAUGGACUAUCUUUUGUGU
Mangifera indica (mango) is the source of this 1953-nucleotide messenger RNA. Its product is annotated as FAD synthetase 1, chloroplastic. Gene Ontology annotation, biological process: riboflavin biosynthetic process; C-terminal protein methylation. The transcript has 5 exons. Lineage: Eukaryota; Viridiplantae; Streptophyta; Magnoliopsida; Sapindales; Anacardiaceae. Gene Ontology annotation, cellular component: endoplasmic reticulum. Gene Ontology annotation, molecular function: FMN adenylyltransferase activity; protein C-terminal S-isoprenylcysteine carboxyl O-methyltransferase activity. The coding region runs from base 784 to 1905 and encodes 373 amino acids. The record is from RefSeq and is a predicted model, not a curated record.